AUGCUCGUGGAUGCAUUCACGACCCACUCCACGAAGAGCCAGGGUACCGUCAUCCUGCUUCAUCUCCGGCGCUCGACGUCGUUCUUCGGCGAAACGACGGACUACGAUGGCAAUCUGGUGGAGGGGCUCAUGAACUUGUGCAUGGAACGUCGCGAGACUGGGAAGAAACCGGUGAUGCUGUGCGUUGUGACGCGGGAAACCAUCUUGCAAUCACAGGCCUUCUUUCUGAACUCGCGGAAUUUGAACGGCGAAGUGCAGGCAAGCAAUCUGUCCCGGGACAUGACGGAGAAAUAUGUUAUGCACAUCACCGGAGCAGCUGCCGGCGUGGCACCCGACUUGCUUCAGUACGUGUUUGAAAGCUCCGGCGGAAAUCCGUUCGGCGUGGAGGUGGUCCUCCAAGAACUGCGACAGGGCGGAGCUGUGCAGGUUUCCGAAGAGGGAUUCCUAGAGCUCUCCGAUGGCGAUGAGGCGAACCUGUCACAGCUGGCAUAUCCAGAGUCGUUGAUUGGCAUUGCUCUGGCCUCCUGGGAGAAACUGCUUCCUCACCAACAGGACUUGGUGAAAAAUGUGGCCAUGUGUAGCCAAGAGGCAGACUGCGAAGUGUUGAACAUCCUGGACCUGGCAGAGAGCUUCGGCAGCUCAUCAUUGGACUGCGUUCACCAUGCUUGCAUAGAAUGCGAUAUGCAGUUUCACGAAGAUUCAUGUACUGUUGUUCUUGAGACCACUUCCAAGUGA
Molecule: messenger RNA, 735 nt
Organism: Symbiodinium sp. CCMP2592
Lineage: Eukaryota; Dinophyceae; Suessiales; Symbiodiniaceae
Source: the annotation of a GenBank genome assembly